Molecule: messenger RNA, 1251 nt
Organism: Striga asiatica
Lineage: Eukaryota; Viridiplantae; Streptophyta; Magnoliopsida; Lamiales; Orobanchaceae
Source: the annotation of a GenBank genome assembly
UAUCAAUCGAUAUAUUGUAUAAGCCACAUUCGCCGUCUAGUCUACAACUCUAGAGUCUAGAUAGAAACAUUUCUCACUUUACCUUUUCCGGCUACUCCGGCUGAAGGAACAUCGGAAAGACUGGCUCCUCACCGACAAAACACAUAGAAGAUCGAAAAUGCACGCAAAGACGGACUCGGAUGCGACAAGCUUCGCUCCAUCGUCGCCGGAUCACAACCGGCGGCCGGUGUACUACGUGCAGAGCCCUUCGCGCGACUCGCACGACGGGGAGAAGACUAACACAGCGUCGUUCCACUCGACACCGGCGAUAGGAAGCCCAAUGGGCUCGCCGCCGCACUCCCAUUCAUCCGUGGGCCAGCACUCCAGGGAAUCCUCAACCAGCCGCUUCUCGGGCUCUCUCAAGCCCGGAUCGAAGAAGAUCAACCCGAACAACGUCGGAUCCGGGGGCAGAGGCCACAGGAAGGGCGGACAAGAUAACUGGAAAGAGUUCGAUGUGAUAGAAGAGGAAGGGCUGCUCGAGGAUGAAGGGUCGCGUCAAGGGUUGCCCCGCAGAUGCUAUAUUCUGGCUUUUGCCGUCUCUUUCUUUGCACUUUUCUCCUUAUUUGCUUUGAUUCUGUACGGCGCCAGUAAACCCCAGAAACCCAUUAUCAGUGUGCGGAGUGUUAAAUUCGAGAGGUUUGUGGUUCAAGCUGGUUCUGAUGAUAGUGGAGUUUCAACUGAUAUGAUAUCCAUCAAUGCCACUGUGAAGUUCACUUUCCGAAAUACGGCUACAUUUUUUGGGGUUCAUGUUUCAUCUACGCCCUUAGCUCUCUCCUACUCGCAACUCAACAUUGGCUCUGGCGAUAUGAAAAAAUUCUACCAAAAGAGAGAGAGCCACAGAAAUGUUUCCGUAAUAAUAAUUGGCGACAAGAUUCCACUGUAUGGAAGUGGAGCUGCUUUGAGCACACCAACAGGGAUCACAAAUUUGCCUAUACCGUUAAAUAUGGAAUUCAGGGUUCGAUCAAGAGCAUAUGUUUUGGGUAAAUUGGUGAAACCUAAAUUCUACAAGAAGAUUGUGUGCUCCAUUACUUUUGAUGCAAAGGAACUCAAUGUUCCAAUAUCCCUCAAGAACUCAUGCACAUAUGACUGACAAGAGAAUUAUUAGGGGACUGCCUGGUAAUGAAAAGGUUUUAAUAUAUUCGUUGGUUAUGUUGAGGGUAAAUUAUGGCUGGGAGAUGUGUUUUUCUUUAUAUAUAUAUAUAUAUAUUUUUU